This is a messenger RNA of Dacryopinax primogenitus, 2099 nucleotides long. Its product is annotated as acid protease. The transcript has 4 exons. Lineage: Eukaryota; Fungi; Basidiomycota; Dacrymycetes; Dacrymycetales; Dacrymycetaceae. Gene Ontology annotation, molecular function: aspartic-type endopeptidase activity. Gene Ontology annotation, biological process: proteolysis. The record is from RefSeq and is a predicted model, not a curated record. The coding region runs from base 64 to 1983 and encodes 639 amino acids.
GAAUAAAAGGAAUCAACACGUCUCUUGCAUUUCUCACUACACUUUUCCCUGUCCUCCGCGGCCAUGUUCUCCUCAGUGCGCUAUGCAGCGCUCGCCCUCCUUGCCACUGAGCUGCUCGCUCCUGCAGCAGCGGUCACAUUUCAAGCACGGCAAGUACAUGAUCUUCCUCGAAAGCUGCCUGGCUAUCUCAGUCGGCGGGACGGUCAGAUUGGCGAGGUGCAAGUGCAGGACGAGAGCAACACCCAGUAUGUGACGGAGAUUAUUGUCAACGGGGAUACUAUCGAAGUCUCGAUCGAUGCUGGAAGCUCGGACCUGAAUGUCGAAGGGACGGUUCCCGGCGCGAAGGACUUGCCUAACGUACCCAUUGCCGUUGACUUCGCAGAGGGUAACGAGACGGGUGUUAUGUCCUUCGCCACGGUCGAGUUCGCAGGGCACACAGUCCAGAACCAGGUUUUCAACCACGUUCCUGUCCUCUCUUUCCCUCCGCUGUCAGGGCUGAUCGGCCUCGGCCCCUCCGUAGGCUCUCGCCUGUGGAUGACCGCCCAAUCCCUCAUCUCCUCUGGCUCGCUCUCCCCCGCCAACGCAGGCGACUCAGUAUUAGACCGGAUCUUCCAAGAAAAUACCAGCGCGCCCAACUUCAUUUCCUUCACCUUGGGCCGGGAGGACGACGCGACGAGCUCCGCGACGCCGACCAGUGUCUUCACCGUUGGAGACCUGAUCCCAGGGUAUGAGAAUAUCAGCUCAAUGCCCAAGCUCGAUGUUAUCAACGCUCCCACUGCCGUCCAGGCCGCGCAGCACUUUACCAUCCUCGUGGACGGGUUCUCCGUCGGCGGGCAAGCAGUCAACUUUCCCCAAUCCGUGGUGCCUGGUACUCCCUCCGGCAAGCUCGUAGCAGUGCUCGACUCGGGGUUCACGUUCCCCCAAGUCGUCCCAGCGAUCGCGAACGCCAUGUACCAGAACAUCCCCGGUGCGGUGCUGAACCAAAACCUGGAGGGGGCGGGCGAGUUCUUCGUCGUCCCCUGCGGGACAGAGAUCGACGCUAUAUUCCAGUUUGGCGGGAACUGGUAUCCCAUCCAUGCCCUGGACGCAAACUUCGACUCGGGAUUCGCUGGGCUCACCAACCUGGCAGACGAGCAGUGUAUUGGGGCUUUCCAGCCUAUACAGGAUGAUGCAACCGCCGCGCUGGAAGGGUUGGCGGAUAUGAUCCUUGGCAUGGCUUUCCUACGCAACACGUACACCUUGUUGAACUAUGGCAACUUUGUAGACUCGAACGCUGACGUGCGGCAAGCGCCGUUUGUUCAGCUUCUCUCGGUGACAAACCAGAACCAGUCCUCGAUCGAGUUCCACCAAAUUCGGGGCGGGACUGCGAAGACCUUUGCACCUCUCCCGGGGGCACAGUCUGUCGACCCCUCUGAUUCCGGGAACAACAUCAACAACAACAACGGAGUGAACACAGUCGGGUCAUGGAUCCAGAGCCACCUGGCGAUAGUCAUCGGCGUCUCAGUAGGAGUCGUCGUCCUCAUCCUCCUUAUCAUCGCCUUCUGUUGCUGCAGGCGUCGUCGCCCAGUUCAACAGUACCAGAACAUCAGUGCCCCGGCUCCUAUGGGUCAGUACCCCUACCCUCCGUACCGCGGCGGGCGGAACUUCUCCACCGCAUCCGUCGCCCCUCUUGCCGGAGGAGGCGGGUACGACGACCCGUUCCGAGAAACUUUUGGCCCUGAGCACAUCCCGUUGGCGGAGAGGAACGCCCAGGGGAACUUUGCUCAGCCGCAGAGGGCCUAUGCGCACUCCCCACAGCCGAGCUUGUCGGUACCUUACGACCCUCCUAGGGGCCACUCGCCACAGCCAAGCUUGUCCGCACCUUACGACCCUCCGCUGAGCAGGGGCCAUUCGCCUCAGCCUAGCUACUCCAGUAGCUCGCUAUACGACCCGCCGCAGGGCCCGCCUCCUGCUGCAUCAGACCCAUUGAUUGACCGGCAUUGAGUGUUGGGGGACAGAAUUAUAUUGAACGUCACGCAAGGACAGUUUCUUGUUUUGGCACGGUUUCCUGAUCGCAUUUACUUUCUAUCUCAUACACUGUGUACAAUCUCCUGCAAAUA